Psylliodes chrysocephalus is the source of this 768-nucleotide messenger RNA. The record is from the annotation of a GenBank genome assembly. NCBI's taxonomy places the organism in Eukaryota, Metazoa, Arthropoda, Insecta, Coleoptera, Chrysomelidae.
AUGAGAAUCCGCAAACUGAUGACACCCUCCAAAUCGAUGAGAAUUCCCAAACAUACAAGACUUACCAAACUAAUGAGAAUUUCCAAACCAAUCAAAAUCUCCAAACUGAUUCGAGUCUCCAAACUAAUCCGAAUUCCCAAACCGAUGAUAAUCCGCAAACUGCUGACACCCUCCAAAUCCAUGAGAAUGUCCGAACAUUCAAAAAUUACCAAACUGAUGAUAGUUUCCAAACCAAUCCGAAUCUUCAAACUGAUAAGAGUCUCCAAACCAAUCCAAAUUUCCAAACCGAUGAGAAUACCCAAACAUUUGGGAAUUACCAAAUCGGCCAAGAGUCUCCAAACUGGCGCGAAUUCUGAAACCGAUAAGAACCCCCAAACCGACGAGAAUCCUCAUUUCUAUGAGAGGUCUCAAACCAAGGAAUGUCUUCAUAUAGAAGAGAAUCCCCAAACUGAUGAGAAUUCCCAAAUUAAUAAGAAUCCUCAAACUGAUAAGAAUAACCAGACCAAUAAAAAUCUAGAGACUGAUAAAAGUCCCCAACCUGAUGAAAAUCUACAAACUGAUCAAAAUCUCCAACUUGAGAAUCUCCAAACUGAGGCGGAUCAUGUGCUACAAAAUAUUGAUACAAAUAUCCAAUUUGUUCCUUUGAAUGUUUCAUUUGAUAAUGUACUGCCUUACAAGUAUCCUAAAGAUAUUACAUCUGUUAACCCAUUCAUUCCCAUUGUACUCAUUAGAGUACAUAAAAAUGUAAUUGAAAAAGCGGCACAGUAG